Messenger RNA from Laetiporus sulphureus 93-53, 968 nucleotides. RefSeq lists its product as uncharacterized. The transcript has 5 exons. NCBI's taxonomy places the organism in Eukaryota, Fungi, Basidiomycota, Agaricomycetes, Polyporales, Laetiporaceae. Gene Ontology annotation, molecular function: protein-lysine N-methyltransferase activity. Gene Ontology annotation, biological process: peptidyl-lysine dimethylation. Bases 20 to 799 code for a protein of 259 amino acids. The record is from RefSeq and is a predicted model, not a curated record.
CUGUCCUGCACGCGACGGGAUGUUAGACGAAUAUCUCGGAGACUCCGCGGCGCUCUUCGGCGACGUCGUCCAAGAUGACGGCAAGAUUUAUUACGGGCCACUCGUCCUUACCACGGCGCCCAAGGAAGGCAAGGCGAAUACGCUGCUGGCCGACCACUUGUUCUCGCCGUCGCUGCUGCUCGCGGAGCGUAUCGAGCGAGGAUUGAUCCCGCUGCAGAACAAAACCGUGAUAGAGUUGGGUGCCGGCUGUGCGCUGCCGUCCCUUCUAGCAUCCACUCUGCCAAUCCCUCCAACCGUCGUCGUCAUCACCGACUACCCAGACGAGACGAUCCUCGGAAACUUACAUGACAACGUCACACGGAACAGAGACAAGGCGGCCGCCGGCUGCAGCUUGCUUUUCCGUGGCUACGAAUGGGGGCAGGACGCGAGCCCGCUUCUGGAGCUAUCCCCCGCGCAUGCGGGCUUCGACGUAGUCAUCCUAUCCGACCUCCUCCACUUUGACCGCUCACAUGACGUGCUCCUCGCCUCCCUAAGAGCCCUCCUCCGCGCAGACAUCACCGCCCGCACGUACGUCGCCGCAGGGAAAUACACGCCCCCUCACGUGUGCGCCCAUUUCGUACAGGCGGCCGCGCGAUCAGGCAUCGUCCUCGAGGAGGGGGAGGAGAGCGCCGAGUGGCUGGGGACGCUGCCGGUCAGCGGGUCCGGGCUGGACAGAGAGCAGCUCGGGGUGAGGAAGGGGAUGUGCAGGUGGUGGGUUGGGCGGUGGGCGUCGGACUGCGCCGGGCCUGCCGUGUCGUGAGGCGAGCAUCGAGCUCGAGCUCGGUUGCACGUGGGUGCGUGCCUCGUGCCUGUCGGCCAUUAUCUCAUCUUGACAUUGCUGGCGACACAGCACACCCUCAUCUCCGUCGUGUGCGUAAUAUGAACGUGUAUUUACUAAACGGAUCGUUGUACGUUCAAUGAGUUGCUCG